This is a messenger RNA of Syngnathoides biaculeatus (alligator pipefish), 2874 nucleotides long. RefSeq names its product cornichon family AMPA receptor auxiliary protein 2 (gene cnih2). The transcript is spliced from 5 exons. Gene Ontology annotation, cellular component: dendrite; synapse. NCBI's taxonomy places the organism in Eukaryota, Metazoa, Chordata, Actinopteri, Syngnathiformes, Syngnathidae. Bases 657 to 1490 code for a protein of 277 amino acids. The record is from RefSeq and is a predicted model, not a curated record. Gene Ontology annotation, biological process: vesicle-mediated transport; regulation of AMPA receptor activity.
GAAACGGCCUCCCUUUCCGUAGAUCUUCAAACGCAAACAAAAAAAAAAGGUGGGGGGGGGGGCAAAUAAUUUAAGGGGUCUGAUGCAAAGAAUUCAUAUUCCUUUUCCAACUCAAAACAAGCGCAGAUGGCGUCUGUAAUUUACAGGUGACAUAAGAAUCGAACUAAUCAGCUGAGCGUCUCCGUGGAGACGCUUUAGGGUGGGGGUGGGGGCACUUCUGACAUGCCGUCGACCCGAAUCGACGGAGACUGGGACCGAGCGGAAUGUUCUGUCCUGCGGCAGCCAGACGCAGGUAUUCUCGCCUCUUUAUCGCUACCGGUCGGAAGCUUCGGCCCGGUGUCCGCGAUCUCCUGCGACGUGUGAGGCCGACGUCGUUGGCAUUUCUCCUUUCCGCGCACGCCUCGCGAUGAUCCGCGAACGAGUCCCACGUCCAGCCCGGCCGGCCAGUGAUUUGCGCUCGGAAGCAACAGUUGGACUGAAAGGAAAAGGACCGAAGCGACCCGCGGCGUAAUUUGGCCGUCGGGAGCGUCUCUUUGUUGGUUUGCUGUCGUCACGUGCGGGGGUCAAACUGAGAAUCCCAAAUCUCCCCCGAGACCAGAAGGAAGGCCGAGAGGGACAAAGGCCGGUCCCCUUGGGUCAAGCUGGCCGGCACCGCCAUGGCGUUCACCUUCGCGGCCUUCUGCUACAUGCUCACCUUGGUGCUGUGCGCCGCCCUCAUCUUCUUUGUCAUCUGGCAGAUUAUCGCAUUUGAUGAACUGCGCACAGACUUCAAAAAUCCCAUCGACCAGAGCAAUCCCACCAGAGCGAGGGAAAGAAUUCUCAACAUCGAACGGAUCUGCAACCUUCUUCGCAAAAAAAAAAAAGCGGAACCCUGCGCUGUGUUUUGCGCCCGCGCUAACGCGUUGUGUCACGUUCAGCUGGUGGUUCCGGAGUAUUCCAUCCACGGACUCUUUUGCCUGAUGUUCACGUGCGCCGGCGAGUGGGUGACGCUGGGCCUGAACGUCCCGCUUCUCUUCUACCAUCUGUGGAGGUUUUUCCACCGGCCGGCCGACGGGUCGGAGGUCAUGUACGACCCGGUGAGCGUGAUGAACGCCGACAUCCUCAACUACUGCCAGAAGGAGUCCUGGUGCAAGUUGGGCUUUUAUCUGCUCUCGUUCUUCUAUUAUCUCUACAGGUACGUUCAACUCGCUCAGUUUUUCCUUUCAAUGCGCCCGAGGCUGCAUUUAUGCUGGGGGGGGGGGCUUGCUUGUACAUUUCCAACUACAUUAGCAACUUCGGGAGUUCGGCAUUCAAAUGGCUCCUUGUUGGACCGGAGAUUGUUUCCCUGUCCUUUGGUCCCGACCGGGGUUUUCCUUAGUCCCGGCUGUCCUCGUUGGACCGGAGAUCGCUUCCCUGGAUUGAAAGCGACAAUUCGGGUGUUCUGGACGCUUGAAUGGAAGCAUUUGCCAGUAGUCCUUUGGUCCCGGGGGCCCGACCGGGGUUUUCCUUAGUCCCGGCUGUCCUUGUUGUACCGGAGAUUGUUUCCUUGUCCUUUGGUCCCGACCGGGGUUUUCCUUAGUCCCGGCUGUCCUCGUUGGACCGGAGAUCGCUUCCCUGGAUUGAAAGCGACAAUUCGGGUGUUCUGGACGCUUGAAUGGAAGCAUUUGCCAGUAGUCCUUUGGUCCCGGGGGCCCGACCGGGGUUUUCCUUAGUCCCGGUCGUCAACUCUGCUCUCGCGGGUGCUUCCAGGAUCUCGGGCGAACCGCUCAACAGUGUCCCGUUCCCUCCUACAUUUUCGUAACCUGAACCCGACCUGUCGGCCCAAACCGUGAUCGCGCCGCUUGAAAGAGUGUAAACGCAGCCUUCCGUCCAGUUGCCACGUGGCGUCUCUCUUUGUGUUUCUUCAUGGUUGUGUUUUUUGUUAUCAAGCAUGGUCUACGCCCUGGUGAGCUUCUAGGGGAUCCUGGCGCAGAAAGGAAGAGGAAGGAACCGCCUGGGCUUCCUCCUCCCACCUCUCAAAACAAAAGAAGAAGAGCGGCGUCGUGAAUGUAAAGCCGUCGCCCCCGAUCCAUUUUUAUCGCUUUAUCGGGACGGCAGAGGUGGCGUUUGUCCUCUUGCCUUUUUUUUUUGGGGUUUUGUUUUUUGCGCCUCGUUCCAGACCUUGACAAGGGCUCCGAAGGGCUGGAGGACCGCAAUCCCGAUCCCACGCUGCUCUUUUGCCGAUCCGCGCAGUCUCUUGAUUAUUAUUCACUGUGACUUUGCAAACAUUCCGCGUGGGCUGCCGCAGAAAAUCUUUUUCUUUUCCUCUGUCGUCUUUGGCGCGCAAAGUGAGCGCAAGUUUGGUAUUUUUCUGUACUUUGAUAGACAAAUAACUAAUACUCGAGUUGUUUUUCUGCUGUGUUGUGGGGGGAAAAUGGAGAGUAGGUAAAAAUCACAAAACUUUUGAUCGAGACGCUUUGUUGUUCGGCGGUAAAGGCGAGGGGCAUAUUCCCCCCCCCCCCCCCCAGUCUACAGAAACUGCCUUAUUUCCGGUUAAGUUUACAUAUUAGCCUCCUCGUUUUAGCACACGUACGACAAGCAAUUAAAUGUGGUCGAGCCGGCGCUGCGGCCUUUUGAAAAUCAUUUUUCAGCAUCGCAGUCAACGUUCAACAAAUAGUUUGUGAAUGUGAUCAGCAAUAGUAGGAUUGACGGCGAAAUGUCCAAAUCGACAUUGGCGACGUUGCCGUCUACGAGAAUCGUGAGUUGCGUUGAUGGCUUUUAUUCUGAUUGACAUUUCCGUGAUGAUGUUAUUUUCUCAAUAAUUUAGCCGACAUGUUAGUUAUUGUCCCUUCUCAGUUCACGAGAGUAAAAAGAAGCCUUUUCUUGUAUCAGAUACUUGAUUAAAUAUAUCCUUGA